Messenger RNA from Danaus plexippus (monarch butterfly), 1252 nucleotides. RefSeq lists its product as uncharacterized. The coding region runs from base 782 to 1183 and encodes 133 amino acids. The transcript is spliced from 4 exons. NCBI's taxonomy places the organism in Eukaryota, Metazoa, Arthropoda, Insecta, Lepidoptera, Nymphalidae. The record is from RefSeq and is a predicted model, not a curated record.
GGAUACAUUAUACAAUCUAUGAUCUACUUUAUCUUCUUCAAACCUUAGAUAUAUUAUAUGUUAACUGUUGUAGGAUGGGAUGAAAAAAAGAAACUUAUAAUUAAAAAAAUAUUUGAUAUUAUUAUUUCCUUUUGUGUUUUGAACACUUCCUACUUAGAAACUUCUAAAUUCUGUACAAAUCUUUUUAAUUGUGAAUACUUUAUGACAAGAAUCAUCAUUUGAUUUGUUUGGCCCUUAUCGCGCCAAGAAUCUACUCAAUUUUCUACUCAAUCCGCCACAAGUAAUAAUUCAGAUACAAAGAAAUAUUAUUAUUAAAAAAAAAUGUAUAAAGAACUGAAACAUUUUCAAAUAAUUUUGUCCUUAAAUCUUCAUUUAUGACGCCGAUGACUCUAAAUAUAAAACCUCUUGAAAUAAAUUAACUUGAUACCACCGGCACAGAUAACAAAUCUAUAUUAGAGGUCUAAUGCUAUUUAUAUUUACAAAUACACAUUGGAACUUCAAUAUCGCGUUAGUAAUAUCUGUAAACGAUACAACGACCACACGGUCGCGCAAGGCCGUGGUACCUGGCACCAACCGCGCUAUCACGUAGCCAGCUAAUUGAUAAAGCGUUCUGCUUAGUAUACUCUACUUGUAGUGAAAACUGCUUACGACAAUAAAUGAGAAAACAUUUAUUUAAGUCACCGAUUACAAGAUUCUGUAAAUCAACUUUUAUUCUGAUCUUUUAAAAUCCUAUCACGAAUAUCUUAAAUGGAUCUACCUACUGUCUGUGCGUAAAAGAACAAUGGAGCAUUUCGUAAUACUUUCUUUGCUCGCUGUUGUAUUAGCCUUCGACACUGAUAGACGCUGCUUGCUCCAUGCCGGAAGAUGUGUAUCCCACUGCCCUAGGAACAUGUUCCCUUAUCACACGAAGUGCGACGGACAAACGAUAUCACAAAGGACCUGUGAUAAGCCCAAUGUAUACGUCCUGGGAUAUUCUUGUGGCUGGUCACGUUGUGAUUGCGGUGGCGACUUAGUUUUGGACGAGCAUACCAACAUUUGUAUGAAAUUAUUUGACUGCCCAACGCAUCCUACCAAACUGCCGAGACUAAAUUCUGUUACCGAACGCCGCCGUAGAGGACAAAACCGUUACCGCGUCUCAAAGAGAAUCAAGAUACCCAAAGAGGAUAUUAAUGAAUUGCCAUAACAUAUUUUGUUAUUAAAUUUCACAAUGUAUAUUAUUAUAUUUAUAAAUAAAUUGUUAAUAAAUAUAUUA